Molecule: messenger RNA, 345 nt
Organism: Naegleria lovaniensis
Lineage: Eukaryota; Heterolobosea; Eutetramitea; Acrasida; Naegleriidae
Exons: 1
Coding region: 1-345 (114 amino acids)
Source: RefSeq, a predicted model, not a curated record
AUGGGUGAAUUUGAAAGAGCAUGUCGCACUUAUGCCAUGCUUUCAGAUACUGAAUAUGAAGCUCCAACCAUUCAUACUCUAUUGUUUAAUUUGAAUAUACCUGGUAUUGAAGUUUUACUUACAAAAGAAUUCAAAUUGAAACAAUAUUCGAAUAAUGACAUUGUGGAAUUUGAUAAAUUGGAGCAGCAAUGGAACAGAACACAUCAACCACACAACAUGCUGCAAAAUUUCAAAAACAAACAAUCCAACGCACAUAUCACCAUUGGAGGAAUUACCUAUCACAAACAACAAAUUGAAAAACCAGAAGCAAAUGACUCUCAAUUCCGAAUAUUUAAGCAUUGGUGA